This is a messenger RNA of Ostreobium quekettii, 369 nucleotides long. The record is from the annotation of a GenBank genome assembly. NCBI's taxonomy places the organism in Eukaryota, Viridiplantae, Chlorophyta, Ulvophyceae, Bryopsidales, Ostreobiaceae.
AUGCAAAGCGAAUGCAGGGAGUUGGAGGAAUGUACAUGGGAAGCAGGUUGUGUUGUUUUUCUGGAGGACAAGAUCGCGGAAUGUAAUGCUGAAAGUGGCGAUCCACCAUCUGGGUCACUGUGCGAUUUCUUUGUGGUAUCGAGCAAAUGUCAGGCCUUUGCGGAGCUGGAGAAGAAUUGCACAGAUGCUGGUUGUGACUGGAAAAUGGAUGAUCAGAAUGGAUUUUGCACUGCUUCACAAGAGAUGAUCUUGAAUGUGGAACUCGCAAUGGCUCCUGAACUGAUACCAAAGAUUAGUGCAGAGCUGAAGCGGUGCAAUGAAAGCACAACCGUGGAGGAGUGCGAGGACAGCCAGGGCGCAAUGGGCUGA